UUGAAUCCGCACAAGGGAAUACACUGUUGCACUGCCUGUCUCCCGGUAGCCUCCCCCUGCCGGGCCGCGGAACCGGCAUAAAACAAUCACGUUAUGUUCGCCGUCUGAGCGGCUUAGCUGGGAAACACGAGACGAGUCGUUUAUUCAGGUUCCCGGGUGCGCGUGAAUAAAGCGUUGAGGCGAGAGCGGCUCGUGCGGUUUGCGCAUAGGAUCUUAGAGCAGGGAACAUGUGAGAGGGGAAUGGGAAACUGGAAACUGGAUUACACUUCACAGAAAGACGCAGAAGGGGAGCUUUUAAGGAUUUUGACAAGAGCGCAAGGGCUCCACUGAGUAGGACAUCUGUUGUGGCAGAGGCGCGUUCAGCGGACACAGGGAAAAGAAGGACUUAUAAACCAAAGAUGAACACAAUUGUGUUUAAUAAGUUAAGCAGCCAGGUUUUAUUCGAGGAGAAGGCGAGUGAAGUUGAGAGAAGCAGUAGAAAUUAUUUAGAAGUGAUCGAUGGACAGCAUCCGGACCUGCUCACCAGCAGCCAAGUCAUCAAAGACACUUCAGCUAACCGACACAGGAGAUCUGGGUCUCGUCAGAACCCAGGAAAAGUACGACAUAAACGGCAAGCUCUGCAGGACAUGGCCCGGCCUUUGAAACAGUGGCUGUACAAGCACCGGGACAAUCCGUACCCCACAAAAACAGAGAAAAUCCUUCUCGCACUUGGCUCACAAAUGACACUUGUGCAGGUGUCAAACUGGUUUGCAAAUGCUCGACGGCGACUGAAAAAUACAGUCAGGCAGCCAGAUUUGAGUUGGGCUCUAAGGAUCAAACUCUAUAACAAAUACGUCCAAGGCAAUGCGGAAAGAUUGAGCGUCAGCAGCGACGAGUCUUGCUCUGAAGAUGGUGACCCAACAGCACGCGCCUCCGGUGGGGAAUUCAACAAGCCGAUGUACCAGAGCGUCAUCAAGAAGGAGGGCGGAGCUGUGGGGGCGGGUCUUCGAGCGGCGGCGGAAGCCUCGUUGUCUGACGAUUACGUGUCUCCGCCCAAAUAUAAGAGCAGCCUGUUGCAUCGUUACCUUAAUGACUCACUCCGUCACGUGAUGGUGGCUAAUGGCGUAAUGGACGCGCGGCGGAGGAACCACUCAGGCUCCUUUAGCUCUAAUGAGUAUGAUGAAGAUCUGCUGUCACCAUCAUCUUCAGAGGCAGAAGCCAAUUUCAUCUACAGGACUGAGGCUGUGGAUCAUGGAUCAAAUAAAUGUGACAGCAGCAGUAUGCAGAAGGAGAGGGGACCGAGGAAAGAUGAGACGUAUUGGAGGGAAAUUAACGCAGCUAUGGCCCUCACUAACCUGGCGCAUCCCAAGGAUGCGGUCACCGCGGCGACCACCAGCUGCAUCAUCCAGAAAUCUUCGCACAUAGCUGAAAUCAAGACUGUUAAAGUGCCUAUUAUGCACAAAUACUAACACACGCCUCCCUACCACACAAACAGAAGAUCUCUUUUUUCUACUUUUGAAAUUUGUUUUUUUAAUAUUGUUUAUUAAUUUGUGGUACUGAUCAAGAAUGAUUUUUUCUGUUUUUGUUAUUAUUAUUAUUAUUAUUAUUAUUACGAGUACGAUCGAGUGCCAUAAAAUGCAGCACUUGUUUUUAGUUCAACAGUUUGUGCAUUCCUUUUGCGUAGCACGAACAUUUUUAUAAGUGUUGAUGAAUUGUCUGUAACGACUGUAUUUCUGAACGAGACACUUUUUUUGCAAUGUUAACUUAUUUUGAUAUAAAUCAGAAAUUUGUAUUGUAUAGCACCAAAGUGCCUUCAUGUAUUCUCAAUAGAGAGAUUGAUACGGUAUGUACACAGAAGGUCCUCUCUGUCUUAAAUAAAACAAAUGAAAAAAGUGAAACAAGACAAGGCUGCAUAUGACCUUACAAAAAAACAACGCCCUCAUAAUUCGCAAAGACAUGCAUACAAACAUGAGGUCGGCUCUGCAUGUUUUGUCUCAAUAUCUCAUGUGGCCGUGACUAUGACAAUGUUAUGUCUCUAAAAUUGUACAUUUCAACUCCCACCUGCCAACAACAGCCAUGAGCGGAUAGAUAGAUAAGUUCAGUCAGCCAUAGAGUAGAGUAAUAGCGCAAACUCCACUGACCUCUUCAUCACAGCUUGGAUCUGUCAGUGCGCCCCGUUUCCUUUUCAUGUACACACAUUUCUUAGACACACAAAAAGAUAGCAAACGAUCAAUCAAAGAGAGAAUAAGAGAGCAUGCGCAAAAGAUAUACUUCAAGGUUUCAUCUGUAUCUAUUUGAGACAAAGAGGACUGUGACCCAAAGGGAUAUUUAUGAACUCCACUAUCAGCACUAAAUUAAACGUGUUGCCUUCUCACAAUCCUGCACAGAACAAGGUACAUUAGUGGAAAAAGUAAAUGACUUGGCGAGCUUUCUUUAACCCUCAUUCUUCCUCAGCUGGUUAGAAUUACUCGCAAAUUGUUGUUUACGAGACGUCCUAGAGACGUUUCCAUGUUUAAAGAAAAUAACCAUUGCAGUAUUACCACAUCACUGAUUCGCUGAACUUUAAAAUGUUUUUACUUUUCAAUCUACAUUUGUUUGUCAUGCGGUUUUAACCGUUUUAGUUAACGUUUUUGGUUUAACCAAGUUGUGUUACUCAGUCUUGUAUUGACUGAAUGGAAAGAUUUUCAAUGCAAAUGUUACGUCAGUGUUAUAGAAGCCACGUACUGAAUUUAGAGAUUGAUUAUCGUACUGUUUUGUGCCAGAACAAACACUUUAUUCUCUAUGAUGUUGUCUUUUGUUUAAAAAUCUUCACCCGUUUGUAGUUAAAAAAGGCCAAAGAGAUUUAUUCAAACAAGCUGCUCGUACCCGACUGCCCAGCGUGCAGAUCUGCACCAUACUUUCCACCGAAUGCCUGAAAACAAUUUAAAAUUAGUAUUCAAAAACAUUGAUUGGGACAAAUACAUACACGUCCCUGUUUUCCUGAACAACAGAGCAGUGUGAUGAAUUUUUUUCAAGUCUGUUUCCCAGCUUAACGUGGAAAAAUGCAUUGGAUACGCUUUUAAAUUUUCCCUUUCAUUUUCUUUGCCUUGAUACUUUCAAACUCAUUUGGCCUUUGCUAUUAAUAAAUGCAAGGAUGUCCACUUAAGUUUAAAAAAUUCUCCUGUUUUUAUAUGAUAUUUUAUAUGACAGUUUAUUCCCUUGCACAAAAGAAUCCUGGUAUAAAGUCUGUCUAUAAAAAGACAAAACAUUUCAUGCACACUUCAGAACAUCUUUAAAUGAAUAAAGACUGUAAAAAAAAUUUUAUUGUUAAGUUAUCUUCAUUUUUUCUUUUUUUUUCUUUUAGAGACUGGAUGUUUAUCCAAUGAAGGAAUGCAUAAUAUCUCAUUUAUUAUCUGAUUGUCUUUUAAUGUUCAGUUUUUGCCAGGAACCUUGUUUACUUUCACAAAACAUUAAAUAAAAAAAAUUGAAGAUGA
Messenger RNA from Misgurnus anguillicaudatus (oriental weatherfish), 3452 nucleotides. RefSeq names its product mohawk homeobox a (gene mkxa). Gene Ontology annotation, cellular component: nucleus. Gene Ontology annotation, biological process: regulation of transcription by RNA polymerase II; muscle organ development; cell development. The record is from RefSeq and is a predicted model, not a curated record. Gene Ontology annotation, molecular function: DNA-binding transcription factor activity, RNA polymerase II-specific; RNA polymerase II cis-regulatory region sequence-specific DNA binding. Lineage: Eukaryota; Metazoa; Chordata; Actinopteri; Cypriniformes; Cobitidae.